UACUCUGCAAGCUUAGCCAGCGAAUGAGCGGACAGACAACAGAGCCCCAACUUCUCUCUAGGAAACAAUUAGGGUGGUGCCUAUGACAUGCCCAGGGGCCUUGUGGCUGGUCCUGGUUCCCAGAAGGCUUCUGCAGUGCACAGUCCUUCGGGGCAGCAAGCACUAUGCUCUGAUUUUUCCUGUUGCCUGGCUAGUGACCCCCUACAGGAAGAUAGUGGGUGAGCCAGGGGGCGGAGCGGCUGGCUGCACAUGUCUGGCUGCUCUUAUCAACUUAUCAUAUAAGGGAAGGAAAGUGAUUGAUUCGGAUACUGACACUGUAGACUCGGGGUAGAAACAAAGAGUCUGUGCAGACCUCUGGAGUGAGCGGGGCUGCUCCUUCCUCUGCAGGACAGCUCCCUGUGUGCCGGGGGAAAGAGAAGAGACAGCCCUGGGAGUCAAGCCUGCUUCAGGAACGGGAGGAGAAGGCUCUCACUGAUGGACUUGUUCACGCAGCACAGCCCUGUGCUCUAGACAGCAGCUGAGGGCUGAGGACGCGUACGUGCCUGCAAGUUUGCUGAGCUCACAGUUUAUAACCCAAAGAGAGAAAGAAUGUGGCAGAUUGUUUUCCUGACUCUUGGCUGUGAUCUUGUCUUGGCCUCAGCCUACAAUAACUUUCGGAAGAGUGUGGACAGCACAGGGAAAAGGCAGUACCAGGUCCAGAACGGGCCCUGCAGCUACACAUUCCUCCUGCCGGAGACCGACAGCUGCCGAUCUUCCUCCAGCCCCUACAUGUCCAAUGCCGUGCAGAGGGACGCACCCCUCGACUACGACGACUCUGUACAAAGGCUGCAGGUGCUGGAGAACAUUCUAGAGAACAACACACAGUGGCUGAUGAAGCUGGAGAACUACAUCCAGGACAACAUGAAGAAGGAGAUGGUGGAGAUCCAACAGAAUGUGGUGCAGAACCAGACGGCCGUGAUGAUAGAGAUCGGAACCAGCCUGCUGAACCAGACCGCGGCCCAAACUCGGAAACUGACUGAUGUGGAAGCCCAAGUAUUAAACCAGACGACAAGACUCGAGUUGCAGCUUCUCCAACAUUCUAUUUCUACCAACAAGUUGGAAAAGCAGAUUUUGGACCAGACCAGUGAAAUAAACAAACUACAAGAUAAGAACAGCUUCCUAGAAAAGCGAGUGCUGGACAUGGAGGACAAGCACAGUGUGCAGCUGCAGUCCAUGAAAGAGCAGAAGGAUCAGCUCCAGGUGCUCGUGUCCAAGCAGAGCUCAGUCAUCGAGGAGCUAGAGAAGAAGCUGGUGACUGCCACGGUGAACAACUCGGUCCUUCAGAAGCAGCAGCAUGACCUGAUGGAGACGGUCAACAGCCUGCUGACUAUGAUGUCAACGCCCAACUCCAAGAACUCUGGUGUUGUCCCUAAAGAAGAGCAAACCACCUUCAGAGACUGCGCCGAAGUCUUCAAGUCAGGAAUCACCACCAGUGGCAUCUACACGCUAACCUUUCCCAACUCCACAGAGGAGAUCAAGGCCUACUGUGAUAUGGACAUGACUGGAGGUGGGUGGACAGUCAUCCAACACCGGGAAGAUGGUUCCGUUGACUUCCAGAGAACAUGGAAAGAAUAUAAAGAGGGGUUCGGGAGCCCUCUGGGAGAGUACUGGCUGGGGAACGAGUUUGUCUCACAGCUGACCAAUCGGCAUCGCUAUGUGCUUAAGAUACAGCUGAAGGACUGGGAAGGCAAUGAGGCACACUCAUUGUAUGAGCACUUUUACCUCUCCAGCGAAGAAUUCAAUUACAGGAUUCACCUUACAGGACUUACAGGCACCGCAGGCAAAAUAAGCAGCAUCAGCCAGCCAGGAAGUGAUUUUAGCACAAAGGAUUCGGACAACGACAAAUGCAUCUGCAAGUGUUCCCAGAUGCUCACGGGAGGCUGGUGGUUUGAUGCUUGUGGUCCUUCCAAUUUGAAUGGACAGUACUACCCACAAAAGCAGAAUACAAAUAAGUUCAAUGGUAUUAAGUGGUACUACUGGAAGGGGUCUGGCUACUCGCUCAAGGCCACAACCAUGAUGAUUCGGCCAGCAGAUUUCUAAAUGCCUCCUAUACUACCAGAAGAGCGUACUGUGUCCAAAGAUUAACCCAAAGCACUGAGAGACACCAAUGCACAGCAGCCCUCUCCCCGUCAGGAGGUGCUCCUGGGGGUGGGGAGAACCUCUCUGUGCCAGACUGAAGCACAUCACUUAAGCCUGCACCAAUAACCAACCCAAGGAAACCCAAAGGCAACGUGGUCCGGAGAAACACCUGUGGGAAGCUGAGGCUGAGAAUCAGAGGGACAGCAUGCAGACUCUGCCACGAGGAAGAACGUUACGUGAGGGUUCAUCAGUCAAUAACUGGAAAACAGAACACUUAGAGAAGAUGACCUUGAACCACAGCCCUCUAAGCGCAGCUCAUAGAUGGUAGGAAUGUGCAAUACAGCUGUCACAAUGACAAGACUGUGUCCGUUCACACAGCAGCGAGCAUUCGGGGAUUCUAAGUACUGGUUACAGGUUAAGACCUGGAGAAGGACAGUGCAUUGCUUUCCUCUUAGGUGCUUUACAUUUUCAUUUGAAAACAACACAUUUACCUGUCUCGACGGCUUAGUCUUUAAUGGCUGGAUACUAUUUGCUAUAUGAUGAAAACACCCACAUCUCUGGGAUUACCACCAACCGGGUGCCGCCACGUUGGUGUGUGUGGAGACUGUACUAUUUUGUUUUCUGCCUGGCUGUUAAAUAUGAAGGUAUUUUUAGUAAUUAAAUAUAACUUAUUAGUUGAGGUGAUUACGUUUAA
Peromyscus leucopus (white-footed mouse) is the source of this 2812-nucleotide messenger RNA. It is a transcript of the gene Angpt2, whose product is annotated as angiopoietin 2. The transcript is spliced from 9 exons. The coding region runs from base 589 to 2079 and encodes 496 amino acids. Gene Ontology annotation, biological process: angiogenesis; Tie signaling pathway. Lineage: Eukaryota; Metazoa; Chordata; Mammalia; Rodentia; Cricetidae. Gene Ontology annotation, molecular function: receptor tyrosine kinase binding. The record is from RefSeq and is a predicted model, not a curated record.